Molecule: messenger RNA, 645 nt
Organism: Anastrepha obliqua
Lineage: Eukaryota; Metazoa; Arthropoda; Insecta; Diptera; Tephritidae
Exons: 1
Coding region: 1-645 (214 amino acids)
Biological process (GO): DNA integration
Molecular function (GO): nucleic acid binding
Source: RefSeq, a predicted model, not a curated record
AUGGCUGACUUACCUAAAGAGCGCAUUCAGACUACACGAGCUUUCAUGAUAACUGGGGUAGAUUAUUGUGGCCCAUUUUAUUAUAAGUCUGAAAUUCGCAACAAAUCUCCACAAAAAUGUUACCUGAGUGUCUUCAUCUGCUUUUCAACAAAGGCAAUUUGGAUAGAACUAGUAAAAGAUCUUUCUACUGACGCCUUUUUAGGCGCUCUCAAACGCUUCGUCGCUACGCGCGGCAUACCUAGCUGCAUCUGGUCAGACAACGCCACAAACUUUGUAGGCGCUAGAAGCGAGUUAAACGACUUACGAAAUUUUGUCCUCAAUGAAAAUCAUCGUAGCGCAGUUAAUAACUACUGCAUUAGCAAUGGAGUUGAUUGGCGCUUCAUACCGCCUCGUUCGCCGCAUUUUGGGGGCCUAUGGGAGGCAGCGGUUAAAACAGCCAAGCAGCAUCUAUAUCGUUCAGUUGGGUCCUCAAUUCUUGGAUUUGACGAAUUGCGUACUUUGGUAUGUCAAAUAACAGCUAUAAUAAAUUCGCGACCUCUUGUUCCACUUUCAGAGAAUCCAGAAGAUCUUGAUGUGCUUACGCCAGGUCACUUUUUGAUUGGUGGCCCACCACCCGUUUUCCCUAACCUAAUCUUACGUCACUGA